Loxodonta africana (African savanna elephant) is the source of this 6214-nucleotide messenger RNA. RefSeq names its product zinc finger protein 770 (gene ZNF770). NCBI's taxonomy places the organism in Eukaryota, Metazoa, Chordata, Mammalia, Proboscidea, Elephantidae. The transcript has 3 exons. The coding region runs from base 362 to 2479 and encodes 705 amino acids. The record is from RefSeq and is a predicted model, not a curated record.
UGCGCGCUCAGCCCGCCGCCGCGCCGGCCCUGGGGACGUGUUCUGGCUGCCUUAGCUGCGCCUGUGCUCUGAGAUGCGUGGCUGCCGGGUACCUGCCAGCUUCAGCUGCCAAGAUCAAAUAGUGGCAAAUUCAGCACUAGAACCACGUUCCUGUGGGACAUUUUCUCCCAGUUGUCUGUGUUUUCCAUGUUGGUUUAAAGAAGCAGUAAUUAAGAGUAAACAGCGUUAAUGGGGCUAAGAAAAUACAAUUUUGGUAAAUGAAACAUUCCGUUCUCAAAUCAUAUCCCUGGAUGCUAUAAUUCAAUACAUCUGUGGAGUUUAAGAAAGCCAUGGAGCUCAUCAGAGUAUAUCACUGAAGAAUAUGACGGCUGAAAACAAUUUUAAAAUGCUGAAGAUUCAACAGUGUGUAGUAGCCAACAAACUACCCAGGAAUAGGCCAUAUAUUUGCAAUAUUUGCUUCAAGCACUUUGAAACACCAUCAAAAUUAGCUAGACAUUAUCUUAUUCAUACUGGUCAAAAGCCAUUUGAAUGUGAAGUGUGUCAUAAAACUUUUAGGCAGCUGGUUCAUCUGGAAAGACAUCAAUUAACUCAUAAUCUGCCUUUUAAAUGUAAUAUUUGUCAACGGCACUUUAAAAAUCUGAAAACAUUUGUGAAGCACCAGCAGCUUCACAAUGAAACCUUUCAGAAUGAUGUUAAACAGGUCAGGAGAUUGACGGAGGCCAAGCAAGAAAAGCCAGUUUAUGGAGUAUAUCGAACUUUUACCACAGAGGAGAGAUGGACGUUACACCCAUGCUCUAAACCUGAUACCGCAUACAACCCUACGAGGAGAAGAAAAACCAUUCAUACGUGUACAAUCUGUGGUAAGAUGUUUCCGUCACAAUCAAAACUCGACCGGCAUACGCUUAUUCAUACUGGUCAGAGACCUUUUAAAUGUGUCCUGUGCAGCAAGUCUUUCCGACAGUCAACUCAUUUAAAAAUUCACCAACUCACCCAUUCAGAAGAAAGGCCUUUUCAGUGUUGUUUUUGUCAAAAAGGAUUUAAGAUUCAAAGCAAACUUCUGAAGCAUAAACAAAUCCAUACCAGGAAUAAGACUUUUCAGCCUCUUUCAUUAAAGAUCAAGAGUCCAGAAUUGUGCCCGCUACCUAAUAAAUUAAAUUCAAAGCAGGAUGGUUUUGAAAAUGGUGAUACGGGUGAAUCUGAGGAGAACAAUCCACUUGACGUCCACUCUAUUUAUAUCGUUCCUUUUCAGUGCCCAGAGUGUGAAGAAUGUUUUGAAUCAGAGCAGAUUCUCAACGAUCACAAGUGUUUUCCUGCCGGAGGUGGCAAAAUUCCAAGCAGGCUUAAAAGAAGCUACAACUAUAAAACCACUGUUAAAAAAAUCCUGGCCAAGCUUAAACAUGCCGGGGGUAAGAAAUUAGAUAACUCGCGAUCUGAGAAGAAAGUCCUUAAAACCAGUUUCUUGAAAAAUUGUGAUCUUACUUCUGGUGAACAGGGCUCCGAACAAACUCAGAAAAGAUUUAUGGGUUCUCUUGGCAAAUACGGAACACGUAAGACAGUUGGCAAUAAAAAGAAGAAAACAUUGACUUGGCCGUUUUCUUGGCAAAAGCAAUUCCAGACCCAAAAUGUGGGGAAAAAUUUGAAAGGUUUCUUCACAACACAAAGCUUGCUAACUAUGGAUAAUUCGGUAAAUAAUAAAGACAUGUCUGUCUGUGGUUCAUCAGGUGAGGAAUUCUUUGAUAAUUGUGAAAUGCUUCAGUGUGGUUUUUCAGUUCCAAGUGAAAACAUACAUGCUGGACAUAAAAUGUGUCCUUGCGACAAAUGUGAGAAAGUAUUUCCCUCUAUAUCCAAACUACAAAGACACUAUUUAAUUCACACUGGACAGAGGCCUUUUGGCUGUAAUGUCUGUGGGAAGUCUUUUAGACAGUCGGCUCACUUAAAAAGACAUAAACUAACUCAUAUUGAAAAGAUUCCUCAUAGACGAUCUCUUUGCCAAGUAGAAUUUGAAAAUUUGAACAAACUUUUCAGUCAUCCAGGUGAUAAUGUUAACUGUAACACUUCCCAACAAUAUCAGGCUCUUGGCUUCCAAAAAUAUGAGGUCUCAGAGUCAGACCAAAUGUCAGAAAUAAAAGUUAAGGCAGAAUCAGAGGAUUUCAUUCUUGGUACCCACUGUAGGAACAGACAGCCCUGUCUCUCCAGCACACGUCUGGAAUCGGAGCAGAGUCGUCACAGCCGUUGUAGCUCUUCGGGGCGUACUGAGAGGAAUGACGGCCUCCUUUACCAAUGCAGUGUUUGUUCUAAAAGUUUCAGAUCUCCAUCUAAACUGGAAAGACACUAUCUAAUUCAUGCAGGGCAGAAGCCAUUUGAAUGCUCAGUUUGUGGCAAAACAUUCAGACAGGCUCCUCACUGGAAGAGACAUCAACUUACUCACUUUAAAGAACGACCACAAGAGGAAAUGGUUGUCCUAAAUUCAGUCAUGUAGCUGAUGCAAUCACUAACACAUUUGUGGUCUGUGAUGAUCUUGUUUUUAAAACCUGUGUCAUUUAAGAUGGGUUGUUAUGAAAAGGCCUGCCUUAGAUUGAAUGAUUUUGUAGGCAGUUGCUUGUCUUGCAUGAUAACAUAAUAUACAGAAAAUUAGUACCAUACUCUAGGGAUAGCCAAAUUAACUUUUAGAGGGAAGAAUAUGGUUUAAUGCUGGAAAGUAACCAUUUAUUUUGUUUGGAUAUUAUAAGCAUAUACUUUGGCUAUAUGAAAGUGUUGUAAAUCCAUGAUGCUGUAUAAAUGACUCAGCCUCAUUCAUUUUUUAAAAAUUAUUCUGUAAGACAUGCCAUCUCCUUUAAGACAGACUCAGAAGAUUGAGAGGCAAAAAUUGGUUCUUACCUGCAGUUAAUAGCCCCACUGUGUUUCAUUUGCUUUAUGUUUAACAUGAAAGCAUAAUUUUGUCCACCUGCGGUGCAGAUUCCAGUGCAGACUUUCCUUCUUGAGUGAAAAAAUACAGAGAGGUAACAGACGUGAAAAUGGCUGAGAAAGUUACCGCACUAUUUUCAUUAGUGUCUUCAAAGCCGUUUAUGUUUAGGACUUGGUGGUUGUUUCAGCUUUUCCUCAGGUGAUGAGAAUUGUUUCGGGUUUUUUUUUUUUUUUUUUUUCUUUUUGCCCUCAAGCUGUGGUUGUCUUUCCCAAAAGAAUUUUAAAAGUAGGAUAGAGGCCAGGAUGUACCUGUUUAUUUGCCAUGUUCACUUGCCUGUAUAUUUUCCAAGUGCCAUAAUCGUCUUGUUAACAUGUAUGCAGUUUUAUCUUCUCAGAGGAAUAAAUCGUGGAUUUGCUUACUAAUAGUUGACAACAGUGGCAGCAGACUUAAGACUCUUCACCUGGAGACCUAAUCUCCAGAAGACUUUUACAUUGACUUUAGUAAAACAUUUCAUGCCUCUUUAAUUGAGUAGUCCUACGAUUUACCUAAGCCUUUAAUGUUAAGUUUGAUCAAAUAGCAGUGGUCCAGUUUUAGUUUUUAUUCUUGUAAUGCUAAAAAAAAAAAAAAAGUUGUUUUGACCCUUAUUAAAUUAUUGUUCCGUUAAUAGGGUAAUGAAUUAUUCCUGUGUAGAAAUAAGAUGUGCAUAUUAUUGAGGCUGUCAUUUUUCUGAACAGAGUUGGCAUGAUGUGGGAAAUUCUUAAUCCUGAGCCAUAAGGGAUUUAUCCCACAAACUGUCCUUCACGUUUGCCCUUCUUUGUAAAAUCUUUAAUUACAAUUUUCGGAAAUAACCAUGAUAUUUCUGCAAAAGGACAAAAAGAUGAGUUUUUAUCCUAAAAAAAAACAAAGCACGCUUAAAUAUGGUGAAAAACCCUAUUGAGAAUAUGGAUAAAUGAACAAAAUUUGGGGGUGGGUGGGGAGAUCUGUUUAUUAAUGCAAGUGAAUUCUAUGUGACCUGGGUUUAAUGUGCAGAGAUGAAAAAUGACAAUAAAGGUAAAAUGCCCAGUGAUGUGCAAAUGUGUUUUUUUUUUUAAAAGCAUUCGGAUAGAGACAUCCAGCUAAAGCAGAAGGUGAUUAAUUAUAUGCUUUACAGAAGAACUUCUCUUAGGUUUUCUAGAAAUGCGCCCCUCCAGUGCAGCAAGAUGAUGGUUUACAGGAUUUGCUUGAUGCAGAAAUUUCAGGAACACAUCUAUUGCAUCAAAACAAGAAGUGACUAGUUCAUUUUUCCAAGAAUGCUUACAUAAAUAUUCAAGUUUUUUUUUUUUCCUUAAUGUGUCUAAAAUUAUGUAUUUGGGUGUUUUCCUAAGCUAUUUAUGUAACUUUAUUUGAAGGAGUUGUCUUAUAUUCUAACAGUGUUGUGCUUGUAUGAUUCUGAGACUUUGUUUGCCUAAGUGAUACUACUAUACUUUUUUGUCCAUGCCUUUUUAUGCUGUUUCAUAUUGAAAGUUGGAAUAUUGUAAAAAUUUUGUCAAAGAUGUACUGUAGUGCUAUUUGAGUACCUGUAUCAAAAUACUCAUAACUUUAUUAUUAUUGCAAGCUUCUUGUGGAAACUUUAUAGGAAUAAAAAUAAACUGUACAUUCAUAUGAAGAAGAUUAAACAUUAGGUGUUAAAUAACAGUUUGCUGCAUGUUAGAACUGUUAGUAUUGUUAAAUCAAUUACGUUGAUUUCCUUAAAACACAAACUUUAUAUAAAUAUCUUUAAAGAGAACUAGAAGAAUUUUGUAUUUGGGUGCUUCCAGGCCAUAGCAUGACUAUUUACUGAAAUAGUUUGAUUGGCUGAGUUAGUGGAAUUACUGUCCCUUGUUUUGUACUGCAGUAGUGCCUACCAUUUUUGCGUGAAAAUGUGUCUGUUAAAGUGUAUCAUAGAUGGUGGUUAAAUCCUUGAAAAAUUCAAAUUUUAGAAUAUUUUUAAAAAUAAAGUUUCAAGUUACACAGUUUGGAUUUUUUUUUGGUUAAGCAAAAAAACCACAUAAUCCUGUACCGAAUGCCAGACAUUUCCCUGGGCCCACUCCAGUCCAUCUUCCACACACUGAACUUCCUGACAGGAAUAUAUUUUACUUCUGUUUCAGAUUAUAUUUCUUUGAUGGUCCCUUAUCACCUACAAAAGACUAUAUUAACUCCAUUGCAUAUCAUAUGAUCCGCUUGCCCAUUCGCCCUCUCUGGCUUUCCUCUCCAGAUUUGUACUGAAGACAUAUAGAAUCAGUUCUUCUAAUACAUAUGAUCAUUCUUGUUGCCUCUAUUUUGUCUGUUGUUUUGUGCCCUUGAGUCGAUUCUGACUUACAGCGACCCUGUAGAGCAGAGUAGACCUGCCCCACAGGGUUUCCUAGGCUGUAAAUCUUUAUGGGAACAGAUUUCCAUGUCUUCUCUCCCACAGAGCUACUGAUGGAUUCAAACCUCUGAUCUUUCGGUUAGCAGCUGAGAGCUUAACCAUUGCACCACCAGGCUCCUUCCGUCUUUUCCACCUUAUGUUAAAUUAGACACAGACUUUCAUACUCUGUUCCAAAAAGAUAUUUAGUUGAGUUGGGUUUUAUUCAUGUCUCUUGACUUCCAUAAUUAUAGGAGAAAACAGAAGUACCAGUGAUUUUCUUUUCACUUAAAACUGACCUGCAGAAAAUACAGAUUUCAAUUUACAUACCAUGUAAGACAACCAAUUAGAAUUGCAGACAUUUUUAGAACAUAGCAACAAUCUUUGAAGUCUGGGUAUCUUACAAGACCUUUUUUUGUUCGAAAUAACAUUUGGAAAGACUAUCAUAAGAUGCAGAAUGCUAUCUGCUUUCCAGAAGCUGCUGGGAAAGAAGGAAUCCCUAUCUUGUUGAGAUUUCUCCCAUUGCCAGUUAGAAGGGCUUAGAAUUUCAGUGCUAAGUGCUGGAAUUCCAUUAGAACUAAACAAAAGGAAAGAGAAAAUGGUAGAAUGGUAUUAAAUGGAAUAUGGAAUGUGCAAUAUUUUGCAUCUACUACUUUGGCAAACUUUUAUUCAUUCCUUGAAGUUUGUGCUUAAAUUCUACUUUAUCCAGAAGGCUUUCUGGUUUACCCACUCUCUGUGCUCCCACUACCUUUCGUUCAUAACUCCAUUAUCACUGCUCAUUUUCCCCCAGACCAGGGAUUUUCAGGCUUUUGUGUGCAUCAGAGUCACUUAGAGGGCUUAUUAGCUUACGGGCCCUCGCCCUCAGAGUUUCUGAUUAGGUGUCUGGGGUUAGGCUCAAAAUUCACAUUUAUAACAAGUUCUCAGGUGAUGCUGCAGCAGUGAGACUG